Messenger RNA from Magallana angulata, 647 nucleotides. RefSeq names its product putative epidermal cell surface receptor. The record is from RefSeq and is a predicted model, not a curated record. Bases 36 to 647 code for a protein of 203 amino acids. Lineage: Eukaryota; Metazoa; Mollusca; Bivalvia; Ostreida; Ostreidae. Gene Ontology annotation, molecular function: protein binding. The transcript has 5 exons.
GUCCAGUGUACACCAAUCUCCCAGAUGUUUGCCGUAUGGUCAACGACUUUGCCAACCCCUGCUGUAAGAAACCAGACUGUACCAUCUCCGCUCACCCUGGUGUAAUUCAGGGAACCGGAACAACUACGCCAAACCCCGCUCUGCCUCAGACCCUCCCACCAAAACAACAAUACUGUGUGUACAAAAAUGCCCAGUAUCUCCAGGGACAGACCUGGGAAGAUGGCUGCAGCUACAAAUGUCGCUGUGACGACUCGAGCCAUGGAAUCUACACCUGUAACCAGAGGUGCCCAACAGUCACCAGUGUUACCCCAGGCUGCACAAUGAAGACUGAUCCUAGGGACUCCUGCUGUCUUGUGGAAGUCUGCCCACAGCCCACACCAGCCCCCAGUCAGACUAAGCCAGUGCCCACUAUUCAGCCCAUACCCUUCACAGGAAAGGUCAAUCUGCCCACACCUAGCUCAGUGCCCGGACAGCCAGCCCCAUCACCAAAACCAGUUGGUUUCUGUGUGUACAAAAGUGUGACCUACAUGCAAGGCCAGAAAUGGGACGAUGGAUGUGAUUACGCAUGUACUUGCUAUGACGCAGAGCAUGGAAGAUACAAAUGUGAUCCUAAAUGCCCAAGAUACAUGGAUCUUUGUGACAUGUGA